AUGGCUGAAGGCGACAUUAUCGGCUGCACCCAUCUCGCUAUUCAAACCAUGCAACAGGCUAAAAAGCCUGGUGUGAUCAUUAAUCUUGGCUCUGCGUCGGGGCUCUACCCAAUGUAUGCUGAUCCUAUCUACUCUGCCUCCAAAGGAGGUGUGGUUAUGUUCACCAGAUCCCUCGCUCUUUACAAGCGUCAAGGGAUCCGUAUCAAUGUGCUUUGCCCUGAGUUUGUGCAAACUGAUUUGGCCUCAAAACUGGAUCCUAAAUUUAUUGAUCUAGUUGGAGGCUUCUUGCCAGUGGAAAUGGUAGUGAAAGGUGCUUUUGAGCUUAUAAGUGAUGAGACUAAAGCCGGGUCUUGCUUGUGGAUAUCUAAGCGAAGGGGCUUAGAGUAUUGGCCAACUCCUGCAGAAGAAGCAAAAUACCGUGUGCGCCCUUUAACAUCUAGGAGAAAGUCUUCAUUUAUGUCUCCAUUGAGUACUCAAAUACCCCAAAGUUUUGAGAAGAUAGUUGUCCACACAUUGAAUCAUGAUUUCCGUAGGGCUACCAGUGUAAUAAGUGCUCCAUUGAGAUUUCCCCUCAAACCUGAUCAUGUGCUUUUGAAAGUAAUUUAUGCCGGUGUUAAUGCUAGUGAUGUGAAUUUUAGCUCAGGACGGUACUUUAGUGGAGACAAAAAGGACAUCAAAUCCCGUCUUCCAUUUGAUGCUGGCUUUGAGGUUGUUGCAACUUGUGGGGGCAAAGAAAAGGCCAAGCUUUUGAAAGAUUUAGGAGUUGAUCGAGUUAUUGACUAUAAAGAAGAAAACAUCAAAACUGUACUAAAGGCUGAGUUCCCUGAAGGUGUUGAUAUUGUCUACGAGUCUGUUGGUGGUGAAAUGUUUGAUCUAUGCUUGAAUGCUUUGGCAAAAUAUGGACGACUUGUCGUGAUUGGAAUGAUUUCUCAGUAUCAAGGAGACCAGGGGUGGAAGCCACGAAAUUAUACUGGGUUAUGUGAAAAGAUUCUGAACAAAAGCCAGACUGUAGCUGGCUUUUUCUUAGUACAAUACGCUCAUCUUUGGCAGCAGCAUCUAGAUAAGCUCGUUGAUCUUUACUCCUUGGGAAAGCUCAAGGUUGCUGUCGAUCCAAAACCAUUUUUAGGCGUUAAUUCAGUGGCUGAUGCAGUUGACUAUCUUCAUUCUGGUAAAAGUGUUGGCAAGGUUGUUGUGUGCAUUGACCCGUCGUUCAGUCAACAAUUGGCAAAACUAUGA
Messenger RNA from Fraxinus pennsylvanica, 1236 nucleotides. NCBI's taxonomy places the organism in Eukaryota, Viridiplantae, Streptophyta, Magnoliopsida, Lamiales, Oleaceae. The record is from the annotation of a GenBank genome assembly.